AUGACGGAUAUUGCAUCUGUAUCACAAUUAUUGGCACAAUCGUUGUCACCGUCUACCGCAAAACUUGCGGAGGAGAGUUUGAGAAGUGUUGAAGAUCAAGAGGGGUUUCCAUCCACACUGUUACACGUAGUGGCGGCCAAUGAUCUAAGUUCUUCUGUGAGAUUGGCAGGAUCACUGUAUUUCAAAAACUUGAUCAAGAGAAAAUGGAUUGAUGAGACAGGAGUUUAUCGACUUCAUUUAGAUGACGUGAAGAUGAUUAAAGCAGAGAUCCUCUCACUUAUGAUUCGGCUGCCUGAUUCUCUUCAAAUCCAAAUCGGCGAAGCAGUCUCCCUCAUUGCGGAAUCGGAAUUUCCUGAAUUGUGGCCGGAGCUCAUAGAAGAACUUGUGGGAAAACUAUCUCCGGAGAAUAUGCACACCAAUAAGGGAGUUUUGAAAGUCGCUCAUUCAAUUUUUAAAAGAUGGCGGCCUCUGUUUGGUUCCAAUGAGCUCUACAUCGAAAUCAAUCUUGUUCUCUCACAAUUUGCCCAACCCUUUUUGGAGCUUCUGAAGAUGGUCGAUCAACUUAUCGAUCAAAAUACCUCAAACAAAGAGAAUCUUAAACUUUUGUUUGAAAACCUGUUGUUGUUGGUUAAAAUUUAUUACGACUUGAAUUGUCAGGAUAUUCCAGAGUUUUUCGAAGACCAUCUGCAGGAAGGUAUGGCAGUCAUACACAAAUACUUGAAAUACUCAAACCCAUUACUUGAAGAUUCCAAUGAAACCGAAGAGAUAGAUAUCGUUACUCAAGUGAAAACAAGUUGUUGUGAACUAAUCCAACUAUACACUACAAGGUACCAAGAAGAGUUGGGAAGUAUAAUCACGGAAUUCAUCAGAACCAUUUGGGAUUUGCUUAGUUCUAUUGGCACACAGCCGAAAUAUGACAUUUUGGCAUCAAAAGCUUUACAAUUUCUCACGAUCAUUGCUUCUCUGGAGCAGUACAAUAGCACGUUGAAAUCAGAAGACGCAUUGAAAGAAAUUACAGAAAAAAUCAUUCUGCCAAACGUGAUGUUAAGAGAGUCAGAUGAGGAAUUAUUUGAAGAUGACCCUAUUGAGUAUACAAGAAGGGACCUUGAGGGUUCUGACUCCGACACAAGAAGAAGAGCCUCUACAGAUUUUUUGAGAGCUUUGAAAGAAAACAAGGAGCAGGAUGUCACUCAAGUGGUUAUGAAUUACGUCAAUCAUUAUUUGGCCAGCUUUCAGUCUAAUCCGACAGAUUGGAAGUCCAAAGACUUGGCGAUAUGUUUGUUCAGCUCGAUUGCUGCAAAAGGAUCUAUUACGAAUGCAGGUAUAACCUCUACCAAUUUAUUGGUGGAUGUCGUUGAGUUCUUUUCACAAUACGUGGCCCAAGACUUGGUUAAUGAAGUCUCUCAUCCAAUUUUAAAAGUCGAUGCAAUUAAGUACAUCUUCACUUUUAGAAAUCAGCUUACAAAACAGCAGUUGAUCGAAGCAUUUCCACUUUUAUCUUCACAUUUUCAGGACGGUAAUUACGUGGUGUAUACCUAUGCUGCUAUCACCAUUGAAAAGAUCCUGUCUUUGAGAAACCCUUCAAGUCAUCAACAGUUGCUAUUCAGCAAGACAGACAUACCAGCGCCUGUAUUUAAUGAUCUUCUGACAAACUUGUUUAGGCUCAUGUUUGGGAAAGGAGAGUCUCCAGAAAAACUAGCAGAGAACGAGUUCUUGAUGAAAUGCGUUAUGAGGAUUCUUCUCACUGCGGAAGACUCACUGAGCGAGAGGGCCCCACAGCUUCUACAACAGCUCAUGAAAAUCGUUGAAAUUAUUGGGAAAAACCCAUCAAAUCCGAAAUUUUCACACUAUACAUUUGAAUCAAUCUGUGUAUUAAUCCGUUACAACAACAGUCAGAUCACAGAGAUUUUCGAACUGAUUAAGCCUUGCAUGCUCUCAGUUUUAGCUCAGGACAUUCAUGAGUUUAUUCCAUAUGCAUUUCAAAUUCUCUCAUAUUGUUUAGAAGUUUAUCCAAACUCUACCGAGAUGCCACUUGAAUACGAGCAACUAAUCAAGCCUCUGUGUUCUCCAGCAGUUUGGGAACUGAGAGCUAACAUCCCAGCGAUUGAAAGGCUAUUGGCAGCAAUCAUCAAAUUCAAACCUUCAUUAUUCACAUCCGCCGCAAGUCUAACUCCGAUUUUAGGAGUCUUCCAAAAGCUCGUGUCUUCGAAAUUGAACGAUCAUUUGGGAUUUGACUUCUUGGAAACAAUUUUACUAAGCGUUGAUAUGUCUUGCCUAGAGCCCUUUUUGAAAGAAGUGGCAAUGAUAUUGCUUUCUCGUUUACAGACGGUUCGAACAGAUAAAUUUGUCAAAAGAUUCAUUGUCUUUUUGUGCUCCAUUGCUGCUUUGCCAACAUCAAACGAUCCUUACUUGAAAAAAAACGGGCUCAAUUCUUCUUUUGUCAUUAAAUUCAUAGAGAGUGUUCAAUCUGGAGUGUUUCAACAGAUUCUUAUCGGCGUAAUCGUCCCUACAAUUGAAUCAUUUAAUAAUUUGCUUGACAAAAAAAUCUUGAUAGUUGGCCUCACCAGUCUGAUAACUGAAAACGCUCAAAUCAUAGGCCAAGAUGCUUUCAAGCUUGUACUCUCUAAGCUGCUAAAGAUAACCGCAUCUGACAGCAUCAAAAAUUACAAAAACUUCAAUGAGAAUGUUGAGCUUUUGCUUGAGCUAGAAAAUGAUGAGCUUUCAUUUGGAUCCAGCUUCAAUAAACUGAACACGAUCCAGCAGAAGCCUUUUGAUCCAGUUAAGGAAAUUAGUUCAAAGGAGAUGAUUUUGGCGUAUCUUCAAUCAGAACUUGCAUCAUUUCCAAACAUUCAGAAUGUUGUUCUGAGUCUUGAUCAACCAGAACAGGAACUUGCCAGAAGCUUGGGAAUUAUAUGA
Ogataea parapolymorpha DL-1 is the source of this 2916-nucleotide messenger RNA. Its product is annotated as Importin alpha re-exporter. The record is from RefSeq and is a predicted model, not a curated record. The transcript has a single exon. Gene Ontology annotation, molecular function: small GTPase binding; nuclear export signal receptor activity. Gene Ontology annotation, cellular component: cytosol; nuclear envelope. Gene Ontology annotation, biological process: protein export from nucleus; protein import into nucleus. Lineage: Eukaryota; Fungi; Ascomycota; Pichiomycetes; Pichiales; Pichiaceae. Bases 1 to 2916 code for a protein of 971 amino acids.